Messenger RNA from Charadrius vociferus (killdeer), 678 nucleotides. It is a transcript of the gene TEX261, whose product is annotated as testis expressed 261. NCBI's taxonomy places the organism in Eukaryota, Metazoa, Chordata, Aves, Charadriiformes, Charadriidae. Gene Ontology annotation, cellular component: endoplasmic reticulum membrane; Golgi membrane; COPII-coated ER to Golgi transport vesicle. The transcript is spliced from 6 exons. The coding region runs from base 1 to 678 and encodes 225 amino acids. Gene Ontology annotation, biological process: endoplasmic reticulum to Golgi vesicle-mediated transport. Gene Ontology annotation, molecular function: COPII receptor activity. The record is from RefSeq and is a predicted model, not a curated record.
AUGCAGCCGGAGGUGCCGGCGGCGACGCAGCAGCAGCAGCGGCGGCGGGGGCCUCCCGGGGCGCGGGCGGGAAAAUUGGAUCCUGCCGGCACCAGACCCUACGUCCCGCUGGGCUCAGCCCGACCCCGAACAGUGGGUGCUGCCUGGUCGCCCUCGGCUGCAGGGCUGUACUAUCUGGCGGAACUGAUUGAGGAGUACACGGUUGUGACCAGGAGAAUAAUCAAAUACAUGAUCUGGUUCUCCUCAGCUGUGCUGGUUGGCCUCUACCUCUUCGAACACUUCCCUGGUUUCAUGGUGGGCGUGGGGCUCUUCACCAACCUGGUCUACUUUGGUUUGCUGCAGACCUUCCCCUUCAUUGUCCUGACGUCCUCCAAUUUCAUUCUGUCCUGCGUGCUGGUUAUAUUCAAUCACUACUUAGCGUUCCAGUACUUUGCCGAGGAGUAUUACCUGUUCUCUGAGGUUCUCGCCUACUUCACGUUCUGCCUGUGGUUAAUUCCUUUUGCUUUUUUUGUCUCCUUGUCGGCUGGAGAGAAUGUCCUGCCUUCCACGGUGCAGCCUGGAGACGACGUCGUCUCCAACUACUUCACCAAGGGGAAGAGGGGCAAGCGCUCCGGUAUCCUCCUUAUCUUCUCUGUCAUCAAGGAGGCCAUUCUGCCCAGCCGACAGAAGAUUUACUGA